This is a messenger RNA of Pyricularia pennisetigena, 1215 nucleotides long. RefSeq lists its product as uncharacterized. Lineage: Eukaryota; Fungi; Ascomycota; Sordariomycetes; Magnaporthales; Pyriculariaceae. The record is from RefSeq and is a predicted model, not a curated record. The annotation marks the transcript as partial. The transcript is spliced from 2 exons.
UCGAUAUUGACCGGCUCCAUGUCCAGAGGCCAUAAAAUGACCACAAUUGUUUCUAAACGACAAUCGGAUGCAGUGGCCGACAAAGUCCUCAGGAGGGCCGAGCUUGGCAAGAUUGCCUCGAAACUGCAAAAUCGACUUGCACUGGCCAAAUUCAAGACUACCCAUGGACUGGAAGACCUCACACUCGACAGCCUCGAGCCUAAAUUCGAGGAGGAGCGUAGGAGGAGACAACAGAUGCUCGAGAGCGACGUCCUCUCCGACUCCUCAUCAAGUGCCUCAGAUCUGCCUUACCCAUCGAGGACGCUAAUGAGUUCUCCGUUCAAAGCCGCCCCAAUAUUUUCCGAUGCAAUCGGUUCCAGCAACGGCAGCAGUGCCGGCUAUCAUCGCAAACGCACGUAUAAGAUGGCAUCGUUUGACCAUGCCGCAUCCAGCCCGAGCAAGCGCUUCCGGUCCUCGCCAACACCGCAUCGGUCUUCUUUUGGCACACACGGCUUUGACGUCUUGCAUCACGGUAACAGCAGCGCGGCAUGGAGGGAACAGCAUCUAUUGGCGCAGUCUUCGCCCAUCAAGCCUAAGCGACAGCAGCACUUCACCACCUCGACCGGACCAGAUGUCGCACUCUUUAAGGGCUCGCAUCGUAUCUCCGAAGCCCUAGCAACAUCACCGCCGCCGCAGAACUUUGCAGCUUUGUCAGACGACGAUGACGAUCUACUUCCGGCACAUUCGUUCAUGCGACCCGGUGGCUCCAAACACUCGCGUGCAGCAUCGCCGCCACGGACACCGCCAAUGCGCAACAGGUCGCUUAAUCGCAAGUCUAGGGAAGCCAACAACAUGUUCGGCAACGACAUGCUGAAGAACGGCAACGAGAAGACUGGCGAAGAAGGCGCGGACCUUCUACUCUACCUAGCGGCCUCUCCAUCUCCGGCAAAUCCAGGCACCAAACGCAUCAACCGAAUGGACCCGCCAUUAACACCACCGCCCAAGUCAGCCAGCCUGGCAGGCGCACUCGCCCUGCCGUCUUCCAUGAUGACCACACCAGGCGGAGGUUCCUUAUUCCCCGCAACGCCGUCGCAGACCUUUGACUUUGCGGACUUUGUCAACAUUACGCCCAGUCCAGCACCAACGCAAAAGGCAUGGCGAACUCCUGUGGUGCUGGGUGGGGGGAGGACCCCUUUGAGCGUGACGCGUAAACGUCUCACGUUUGACGACUGUUGA